UACCAGGAACCGGCCAUGGCCCAUCAAACUGGCGUUGAGCUGGAGCGCGAGUACGUGUGGAACGACCUGCACCGGAGCUGCGUGGACGCGCUGCACGCGUCGAUCGUGUACCUCAAGUACGCCGCAUACUUUGCCCAGGAGAAUAUCAACCUGCCCGGCUUCGAGAAGUUCUUCUUCCACGCCGCCGGCGAAGAGCGCGAGCACGGCAUCAAGCUGAUCGAGUACGCCCUGAUGCGCAGAAAGGAACUGGUCAACAAGAACACCUUCCAGCUGGACAAGGUCCCGGCCGCCACCACCGGAUUGUCUGCUCUGGAGGAUGCCCUGAAGAAGGAGCAGGAAGUCACGCUCAGCAUUCGUAACCUGAUCAAGACCUGCGAGGGAGACAAGAACGACUACCACCUGGUCGACUACCUGACCGGAGAGUACCUGGACGAGCAGCACAAGGGACAGCGCGAACUGGCCGAAAAGAUCGCCACCCUGCGAAAGAUGACCGGCAUCGAUGACGCCCCGAAGGAGGGCAGGAAGCUGGCCGAGUUCCUGUUCGACAAGGACCACAUGUAAAGUCAAAACUCUCAA
Culex quinquefasciatus (southern house mosquito) is the source of this 576-nucleotide messenger RNA. Its product is annotated as ferritin subunit. The coding region runs from base 16 to 561 and encodes 181 amino acids. The record is from RefSeq and is a predicted model, not a curated record. Gene Ontology annotation, cellular component: cytoplasm. Gene Ontology annotation, molecular function: ferrous iron binding; ferric iron binding. Gene Ontology annotation, biological process: intracellular iron ion homeostasis; iron ion transport. Lineage: Eukaryota; Metazoa; Arthropoda; Insecta; Diptera; Culicidae. The transcript has a single exon.